UCGAUUAUACCUGAUUCAGGGUGCCCUCUGCCAGCAAGAAUGGCGAGUAGCUGAAUUGCUCCACAAGCUGUUGUCCAUCAUUAAGUCUCGCCUUGGCCACUCGUAUAAGAACGUGCGUGACCGCUCAGGGAGUGUUCUUUGCAGUAUCCUGAUGUAUGACAGUCCUCUACCCAACUCUCUAGCCUCACUGUCACCCAACAGAACAGACUUCGUGAGAAGCAUUCUACCUCGACUCGAUUGCCUUCUGAGUCUAACAGCAACAGACAAGGAAGACAUGUCUACUGCUGGGGUUGACAUGGCUAAGGUCAAAGAGGGAUCUGCUGAAAGUGAAGCUGUUAAGCUUUUGAAGACAAUUACAAACUGGCUUCUUACACAUGCUGUCAGGGCUUAUAACAGCUGCUUUCAACAGUUUUUCGAUUUGCUGCCUUAUGUCAUUCUCUUCGAUUCCCAAGAAGAAGAUCCAGAGCUACAGCACCAUUGUCGAAAUACUGUCAGCUACAUGGGUCAAGUCGAACUGCCGGACGAGUUUUUACCCCGUGCUAUUGAAGAAGUUAAGAAGAUCGCUAAACAGAACUUGUGGUACGCAAGAAAAAGCAUCUUAUCCUAUCUUCAGCUGAUGGUGUUCACCAAUCAGUUUCGUAUCAGCGAGCAACCAGCUUAUUUACGAGAAAUCCAUGAUUUAGUACUUGGUAUGAUGCUGGACGAGAGACUUGAGGUUCGUGAAAUGGCAGCGGAAACCUUCAGUGGCCUUCUUCAUUAUGGAAUAUUCACCUUGGAAAAAGAUGUUCAGGAGAAAUUCAGGAAGAUGGCCAAGACUAAGCUCAGCAAGAAGCGCAAGGCAGGUGUGGCUGGCAGCGAAACACCAAACGGCGACAGUGAGCAUCUUCUGAAGCGUCACGCAGGCGUGUUGGGGUUAGCAUGCUGUGUGAAGGCUUUUCCUUAUGACGUACCUACCUGGUUACCUGAGAUGAUCAUCGACCUGGGAAGUCACUUACACGAUCCUAUACCAAUAGAAACCACAGUAAAGAAUGCGCUUUCUGAUUUCCGUCGAACUCACCACGACAAUUGGCAGGAACACAAGCAGAUGUUCACUGAAGACCAACUUGUCAUCUUAACUGACCUGCUAGUGUCUCCCUGUUAUUAUGCGUGAGGUGUCUUAUCGUUCAUAGACUAUCUUUGCCUAUGAACCUUAAAGAUACCCGCAUAAAAAUACGCUGGAAUACCAGACAGGAUUCCCGUUUCAAACAAGACCUCGUCUGCGCAAGCCGCACAAACGACCAAGUGAUAAACAACUCAGACGUUUGCGCAGGAUUUCCCGUCGUGUAAAGGCAAAAGAUCUUUUGCGUAACAUCACAGCGGUUCAUUAAUGGUUUUAUGAUUUGUUUUCACAAAACGUCCUUGAGUUUCUUUCGCACUCUACAAAAGUCCCGUACCAUUGACAGGUAGAAAGAUUAAGAAAAACCGUCUUUUAAUGGCGAGUGCUUUUGCGCAAAUUCAGGUUUAACGAAGCACGCGGCAAAUGAUCCCGUUUUAGAAUUAUUCUCAUUUGUUUAACUGAACUGAAUGCCUUCCUUGUAAAAUACCCUAUUUGGUGGAAGGAGGG
Actinia tenebrosa (Australian red waratah sea anemone) is the source of this 1603-nucleotide messenger RNA. RefSeq names its product proteasome activator complex subunit 4. Lineage: Eukaryota; Metazoa; Cnidaria; Anthozoa; Actiniaria; Actiniidae. Gene Ontology annotation, molecular function: peptidase activator activity; proteasome binding. Gene Ontology annotation, cellular component: cytosol; nucleus. Gene Ontology annotation, biological process: proteasomal ubiquitin-independent protein catabolic process. The record is from RefSeq and is a predicted model, not a curated record.